AUGUCACGCUCGCAGUACGGCCGUCAUUCCAGCAGCGACCUCGCCUACGGAGACGAACCCCAGGCCCAACGAUGGGACCGUGACCGCUUCGAACGCUACUCACGCAGAGCCCCUGCCCCUGUCGAAGAACGCGAGACUUUUCGAUUCACCGAACAUGACCGUCCGGGUCGCCAAGAUAUCCGCAUAGAGGAGAGAAUCGACAGAGGUCCGCCUCCACGACGUGAACGAGACGUCUUCGCCGAGGACUCGUACGGCCCUGCUGCCAGACUCCGUCGCUCAGACCGUGAACUCUUUGGUGAUAGAGACCCUCGCGAGCUUGCCGAUCUCCAGCUCGCUCCCUACAGAAGGAAAUCAAUCAUCGACCGCGACUUUGAGUUCCGCGAGACCAGAAAUGUCCCAAGACCAGGUCUACAGAGAAGACAGAGCAGUCUCGACACAUUCGACCGCCGACCGCUUCGCCGACACGAGCAAGACGAGUACCGCAUCCCUCCUGGCGUUCCGAUCCCUCUGCCCCGUCGUCGCUCCCNNCCCUCACGUGGGCCCCCUGGUGGCUGGUACGAGGAGGAAUAUGAAGAUGUGAGACGUCGGGAUUACUCCCCUCAGGACUCGUACCGCGAUAUGGAGAUUAUACGAGAGAAGAGCGUUCACCGUAGGCGUGGCAACCGUGACCGGGCAAGGAGCGAUGCACGUAGUUCGACCACCAAGCGCAGUGGAAGAACCGCGCGCAGCUCUAGCAGCAGCAGCAGUAGCAAGAGCAGUUUUACCGAAGUCAGUCGACACAGCAGACACGGCAGCCCUAGCCCACCAAAGAUUGGCAAGAAGGGAAAGACUCGCAUGCCCAAGCGGCUGGUACGCAAGGAGGCCAUCAUCAAUCUGGGCUAUCCUUUUGAGGAGGAGGUGAGACUCUAUCGACAUCUGAUAAUCCCUUCUGAGCUAACGAGAAUUAGGNAGGACUUCAUCAUCGUGCAGAGAGCUCUGGACAAGGAUCACAUUGACGAGGUGAUCCGCAUCAGCGAGCAGUACAAAGAGCCGAAAACCAAGACGUACCGCUACGACGACCCCUCCGCACCCGAGGAACAUUUCGAGCACCUCAAGACCGAAUGGAUCAACCCUCCCAGUGUUCGCGCUCCUUCUCCAGCUCGCUCUGCCCGUACUCGUCGUAGCUCUCCAGCUCGUACAGUCCGUCAACCAUCGCCCGCCCCUCCACCGCAGCCGCAAACCAUCUACAUACGGGAUCCUGCACCGCCACCUCCUCCAACUCCCAUCUAUAUCAGAGAGCAAGCUCCUGCACCACCUCCUGCUCCCAUCUACAUUCACGAGCCAGCUCGACCUGCCCCGCCCCAACAGCAACCCAUGACUAUCGUACUGCCCGAGCGCCGCCGUGAACACAGUCGUGAUGUCCAUGCCGAAGUUCGCGCUCUGGAAGCCGAAGCCCGCGCUCUGCGUCUCGAACGCGAAGCUCAGCACCAUCAUGGCCAAAUCAUUCUUGCCCAGCCGCAACAAAGUGGCUACGAGAUGGUCGAGUACAGAGAACGUCGCCCCGACCGAGAAAUCGUCGAAUAUGUUGAGCGAGACAGGAGUCCCAAAAGAGACGUCAUUCGCGUGGAAAAGGAUCGGAAAGCGGCAGACAAGGAGAGACGGCAGGCUAGGAAGAUUGCCAUGAUGAUGGCGACGCUUUCUUGA
Messenger RNA from Aureobasidium uvarum, 1683 nucleotides. The record is from the annotation of a GenBank genome assembly. NCBI's taxonomy places the organism in Eukaryota, Fungi, Ascomycota, Dothideomycetes, Dothideales, Saccotheciaceae.